UAAUUGUAACAUUUUGGUCACCUAAAAAAGCCUUGUUAAGUGUUUGAUUGUACUAAAAAACCCUCUAAGGAUGUUCCGUUUUUUUGGUAAGUACGUUUUGUUUUUAAUGGUUUAAGUCUGUUUUUUGCUAGUGAAAAUUGGUAUUAGCAUUAGUAUACUUAACCAUAGACUGUAAAUGCACCAUACUAAUAUAGCUAGUAGCUAGCGUUAGGGUCAGCUUCACCCUGUCAUCCAACUAUGGUCACCUCUCUUCACUUCUGGCUCCAGAAAUCCAAGAUGGCAACAGUCAAAAUGCCAAAUGUCCACAAACCAAUGGGUGACAUCACGCUGGCUACAUCCAUUAUUUUUUAUGUCUAUGGUUGCGGCUCCCCCAGUUUCUAAUUUUGGAAAGGUGUGGGGGGAGGGAGGUUUCAGAUGCUGUUUGAUGAUACAAUAAGCACUUUGAUUGAAGUUUACUGACCCCUUCGCAAGGCCCUGAACAAAAGAAAAGCAUGUCAGAAAUUUUGGCUUUCAUUCACCUAGUUUGCCGACACCUACAAUAUACUCCAUGAUUGUUUGGACAACAAAGGUUGUGGAUAUUCCUGACCUUUGAUGUCUAGUGGAGCACCCUACUCAAUCAUCUUUGCAUGUCAUGUAGGUUUUGAAAGACUGCAAGCUAUGAUUGGCCGUGGUUCAACAUCUAGUCUCAGCCAAGGUACAGUAGGACCACGAUCACCCAACAUCUAGUGAUCUUAAGACAUAAAUGUGUAAUAUGAUCCUUGAAUUGACCAAAUUAAGGCAAUUGAAACUAAAAAUACAGGUGUGCUACAGUCAUUACCUGUUUUAAGCAUUUGUUGUUAGGAUAAUAUAUUAGUAAUUUCCUUUUUGAAGAGAACAUACUGGGACAUACACGGCAGAUGAUGCUUGAAACCUUUGUAAUUACCUGAUGGGUCGCUGAUUGGUUAAGUGCUUUUCAUUUAUCCCCUGUAUGUUAGCAUGACUCGGCUGUCAGGGGAAAGUGUUGACAGGCGAGCAGCGAGCAGGUUAUUAUGCCUCUGUGUGUUUUGUAUGUAGGAUAUUGGGUUUGGUGACAGGAAGGCGCGUUCCACAUGGCGUCUUGACAGAGAUGAGCAGAGUGUUUGGCUGAUGGGGACUGGGCAGUGAGUCUUGCUGGCAACGCCAGGUGCUAACAGAUCCAAAACGCUGAGCUGAAACAGAGACAACAUGUCCAGGAUUUCUCUAAUCGUGUGUAUCUUUCUGAUAUGUGGCGUCACAGCAAAACCGUAUAAACCCUGGAAUCAACUCACACAUGAAGCAUUCCUGGAUACGGUUAUGUCAGUAGACGCCACAGGGAAGAUGUCCUGGAGAGUGGAAGUGGAGCCUCCGGAGGACAUGGAUGAGACUCAGCAUGACAUUGACCCCAGCAUGAUGAUCUGGAAGAAGAUGACAGGCACUGGCCAGGAAAAACAGCCCCUGAAGCCAGAAGAAGACCUGGAUGAGCUGUACCAUCCGUCUGUGGCUGAUCUGCUCAAAGUUCAAACACACAACCUUGACGCCCUCCCUGCUGCCGACAUCCAGUCAGAGCCCUCGCAGAAAAAUGCCAACUCAGAGUACAAUCUUGUGCCAGAGGAAGAUAGAGAUGACAUUGAUCACCCUGUUUUCAGUAACGUGGCCUUCGAAGAACCUGAGCAGGACUGGGAUGAAAUCUACCGCAAAGCAAACAAGGAGCUGGAUGCAUAUCUGGCCCCGCUAGUCGCUGAACACAAAUCCGGCGCCGAGUUCCGAGCUCCGGACCUUGCACAGUAUCAUCACUAUGAGCUGCUGAGACGUGAGGUCAGAGUUCACCUUCAGCCAGAGGAGGACAUGGACGACUUGUACCAUCCAGACCUCCAACAACCCAUCCCUCGCCACGAUGAUGCCAAAGCUGCCGCUCCUGUUGAUCAGCCGUCUCAGAGGAAGUACAGCGAGCCAGAGGAAGAUCUGGAUGAUCUGCACCACCUCUGAUCGCUCAGCAACAACUCAACAUGUGUAGACUCUUAUCAUUUAUAAUCAGCUGAUAUAAUGUGGCUGCAGCAGGAGUUUCAUUUGACUCUAUUAAACCACAACAAGAAUAAAUACAUAUAAAUCCUAAUAUCACUUGUAUGUAUCCUGUUAAU
Messenger RNA from Thunnus maccoyii (southern bluefin tuna), 2135 nucleotides. RefSeq lists its product as uncharacterized. Lineage: Eukaryota; Metazoa; Chordata; Actinopteri; Scombriformes; Scombridae. The coding region runs from base 1204 to 1983 and encodes 259 amino acids. The transcript has 5 exons. The record is from RefSeq and is a predicted model, not a curated record.